CUGAACUGCAGCUCAAAUUUGAGAGUCCCCUCCGCUCUCACACACUCUCUCCGAAUUUCAUGCUUCUUCUUCUAUGACUGAAUCUACUGACACCACCACCGCUGCCAUGCCAACACUGGCUUCCCAACUGACUAAUGUAUCAUCGGACACCGAUUUUACAGAGCUCACUGCCGGAACCUCAAUAAAAACACAGGGCUCUUGUACACGACUCCCUCUUCCAGACAACAUCGAACGUGACCAAGAUCGACUGAGUAUCAACGGACAAGAGUCAAGUGGCCAACCGCCGACGACCAGAAAGAAUCGUGCCAAUGAGAUUCGCAAAAGCUAUCAAGCACCACCUCCAGUCGUGCCAGACCUGGAGGGUGAAAUGGAAAAAUGGUUUACCAUGGCAGACAGAUAUGGAUUUCUAGUAGAGAAUUCAACACAGCAACCCAAUGCAGAACAGGCACAGAAAGAAGUUGAACGCUCUACUAAAUGGGCUCGUAUGGCCGAACAUACGCGUUUGAAUGGCGAGGAUCUCCACAUAUUCAAAAGAAACCAUAAGUUCGUAAAACGUAUAUUCAAGGGUAUACCGGAUUGCUGGCGGAGAGAUGCAUGGUACUUUUUAUGCACAGACGGGCUGCGUACUGCCGAAGAUGAUGAAGAGCUACGUGAACAGUACAAGUCUCUACUGUCAAAGCCGUCCCAGCAUGAGCGUCAAAUCGAUCUUGACAUAGCAAGGACGAUGCACGGUCAUAUCAUGUUCCGCCAACGAUACGGGCAGGGCCAACGUGCUUUAUUCAACGUUCUGCGCGCUUUUUCAGGAUUUGAUACCGAAGUGGGGUAUUGUCAGGGAAUGACAAAUAUUGUCGCAAUGCUACUGAUGUAUUGCGAAGAGGAGAGAUCUUUUACAGCAUUGGUUCACAUGUUUCUCCGUGAUGGAUUGCAUGACUUGUUCAUUGCAGGGUUUCCGGCAUUGAUGGAGAGUUUCUACAUCCAGGAACAGCUCGUGGAACGCUAUAUGCCGAAAUUACACCAUCAUUUGAUGAAUGUGGGGUUGAGCAGCGACGCCUACGCCACUCGUUGGUACAUCACUUUGUUUACUGGUGGUGUUGUAUCCUAUCAAACGUUAUUGCGGAUAUGGGAUGUAUAUUUCCUUGUCGGUUUUGAUAUAUUUUAUUUUGUGGCCAUUGCUCUUUUAAAAACACAUCAAGAUCAACUGUUGACAGGUGAAUUCGAUCAAUGUAUAACACUGCUCGGGUCUACCAUGACUGUACCGGACGAUGAUAGAUUUAUGAAGCUUGUAAAACGGCUAUACGAAAGAGGAGCGCGGUAUAUACCCACAUUCAAAUCAAACUACAAAUCCAAGAAAAACCUAUGGUACUGUAUAGUAGCAACAACAAUACCAUAUGAGCCUGAAUAGCUUACUUGUUUCGUUUAUGUAGAAUGCACACCGCCUUCUAAUAAUAUCAGUGGCCAAUCCAGUUUAUAAUUUUCAUUAUCAUCGUUUCUACAGCACAGCCGACGGCAUUUCUUAUUUACACAUUCUCGUAUAUUUACACAAAUUUUUGCGUUCUUGUCCACUACAUACACAACACAUCCAAUUCUUACGAUUUUCCAAAGGCGUAACAUACAUGUAAUGAAUAAUGACUAUACCAAUAUUAUUAAUUCUCUUUUCGUACAAGUAUGGAUGUCUUUUAUACACCGCAACAGAUAUGAUCCUUGCACGAUGUUUGUCACCUUCUAUUAUACAUGCACCAUCAAGGAGAAUGCUGUUUCAAUAAAAACUAAUUGAGGUCCCAUCAUCCGUAGGAUAUGUGGAAUAG
Messenger RNA from Zychaea mexicana, 1805 nucleotides. RefSeq names its product rab-GTPase-TBC domain-containing protein. The coding region runs from base 74 to 1402 and encodes 442 amino acids. Lineage: Eukaryota; Fungi; Mucoromycota; Mucoromycetes; Mucorales; Lichtheimiaceae. The record is from RefSeq and is a predicted model, not a curated record. The transcript has 10 exons.